Sardina pilchardus (European sardine) is the source of this 1653-nucleotide messenger RNA. RefSeq names its product late endosomal/lysosomal adaptor, MAPK and MTOR activator 1 (gene lamtor1). Gene Ontology annotation, biological process: endosomal transport; cellular response to amino acid stimulus; cholesterol homeostasis. Gene Ontology annotation, cellular component: lysosome; late endosome membrane; membrane raft. The record is from RefSeq and is a predicted model, not a curated record. Gene Ontology annotation, molecular function: molecular adaptor activity; guanyl-nucleotide exchange factor activity. The coding region runs from base 211 to 690 and encodes 159 amino acids. The transcript has 5 exons. Lineage: Eukaryota; Metazoa; Chordata; Actinopteri; Clupeiformes; Clupeidae.
UGUUGUUGCUACAGACCCGAUGUCAUGUGACUCAAGUGUUCGCUGUGUAGCUAGCGGAGUGGAGCUUGCCCAAGCUUCGGAGGAGAAUGGAAUUUAUCUUUUAGUUUUUAGUGAAGGUCACCUGUUUUGUGUUCCUCCUCUGAAGGAAGUUGACACUGUGGAGUGGUCUCGAGGGUCUUGGCACAGCGCCGAGGACUCGCCAAGGACACCAUGGGCUGCUGUUACAGCAGCGACAACGAGCCCGCGGAGCAGGACAAUGAUGAGCGGAAGCCUCUGAUCCCGCACCCCAACCCCGACAAACCAGCCAAUGGGACGGAGCGAAGCCCUGCGGCCCCGCCCUCCACACGCCCCGACGAGCAGGCGCUGCUCAACACCAUCCUGCACAGAACCGCCCAGAGCAUCAUCGAUGUGUCGGCUGCAGACUCACAAGGCAUGGAGCAGCAUGAGUACAUGGACAAAGCACGGCAGUACAGCACUAAGUUGGCCGUUCUGAGCUCCACACUCAGUCAGAAGAAGCCUGCACCCCUUCCCUCCCUCACUAGCCAGCCCCACCAAGUGCUCGCCUCAGACCUGAUACCCUCGGCAGACCUGCUACAGGUGUCUAAGGUGGCUGCGUACGCGUACAGUGCCAUCUCCCAGAUCAAGGUGGACGCCAAGGAGGAGCUGGUGGUGCAGUUCGCCGUCCCAUAAGCCCCUCCCACAACGUCCCCAUAAGCCCCUCCCCCAAACGCCUCCUUACCCACAAUCCCCCCCCCCCCCACACACACACAGCUAAAUGCGGUCACUCUUCACCAACACACACACACACACACACACACACACACCAGACUCGGCCAUGUUCAUGCACGCACACUAUCUCACGCGCACACACACCCCUGCACUGCGUCUGUCCUCCCCCUAGUGAGUGUGUGUGAAAUCCCCUAAUGAGUGUGUGUUCUGGAGGGAUUGUUCUGAUGGCUGGUGGUGGGUUCACACAACUGUUCAUUUGUGUUUCGAGCUCCUCUCAAUGUGUGUGUGUGCGCUUGCACGUGUGUGUGUGUGUGUGUGUGUGUGCGCGGUCAUUACUGUAACCCCCAGAGUCGGUGUGUCCCGUUCUAACCCCCCCCCCCUCCUGCCCCCUGCAGUCACAUGACCUACUUAGCCCCACCCCCUGCAGUCACAUGACAUACUUAGCCCCACCCCCUGGCAAGCUGGUCUGAUUAGGCCCCGCCUUCUGCCCCUUUGUGGCUCCGCCCAUCUGGUUAUUUAUUGGUCUUUUAACGUGUGCGUGCCGACGCCCCCGCAGAGGUGCAUUCUGGGCCGGGCGCCGCCGGGCUUCUAAAGGGACUCCGCCGACCCACUUCCUGCUUUUAAUGGAUUAAUUGAUUAUGGGAUGGAUUAAUUAAUUAAUUACUGAAUUAUGGGAUUAAUGAAAUGCUGCCAGAUUGCAGUGUGCUCUUGAAACGCUCCUUUUGUUUUUAUGUGGGACCGUUUGUCCCGGCAAGGAUGUGUGUGUGUGUGUGUGUGUGUGUGUGUGUGUGUGCGCUACUACCAGGACUCGUUUGUCUGUGCGUAAGCUGGCGCCGAAAUCAGUUCUGUUCAACUCAACUCAUGCCUAACUUGUGUUCUCUAUUCUGGUGACAUGGAAUUCUGCAUUAAAAGAUUUGGAAGUAC